Erigeron canadensis is the source of this 1593-nucleotide messenger RNA. RefSeq lists its product as uncharacterized. The record is from RefSeq and is a predicted model, not a curated record. The transcript has a single exon. NCBI's taxonomy places the organism in Eukaryota, Viridiplantae, Streptophyta, Magnoliopsida, Asterales, Asteraceae. The coding region runs from base 329 to 1480 and encodes 383 amino acids.
UGUUGACAAUGGAAGUGGUGCAGAAGUUUAACAUAGAAAAAACCCACCCGGCUAAUCAAGUACUGUCGGAUCACGCGCACUCGCACUUCCUCUUCCUACACGCUUUCCUUUUCCCCCUUCCUAUCCUAUAUAUUAGGGUUCAUUAUAAAUAUCAAUUAUUUCCUUAUUCAAACUCAUAUCUAUUUUUUUUUUUUUUAACUUAUUACUUAUUAUUUGAUUUGAUCUAAUAUAUAACACACACACAUAAUCUAUAUUGUUGUUUUUUUCGCUAAUUGUUUAGUUAUUGUAGUGUGUGUGUGUGUGUUUGAUUUGAUCUAAUAUAAUAAUUAUGCCGUCUUUUAGUCGUAGGAAGAAGAAAAACCGGUUUUCGAGAUUAGUGGCUGAUCAUAUUCAGUCACCAAAACACGGCGGUUCACUUGUUGUGGAAACCGGUUUUCCUACUUCUUUGAUUGAUCUUUAUGUUAGAAAUCGGGGCAGGUUUCGUAAUAAAUCUGCUGUGAAUGAUUAUGACAAAGAUUCAGAAGUCAAUUCGACGUUGACUUCGUUUUCGUCGUUAUCGACUUCUGAAAAUUUGUCUAGUGAUUUAGAUUUUAGAGAUAAUGAUGAAAUUGUUAUAGAAAAUGAUGUUUUUUAUGAUGUUGUUAGUGAUAGUUGUGAUAGUAAUUUAGAAGUAGAGAAUUCGGGUGAGAAUUCGGAUAAAAAUGUUGUAAUGUUGAAGGUUUUUUUGAUGAUUUUUUUGGCGUUGGGAACAAAGGGGUUUGUAGUCGGGUUUAUGAUAUCGGCUUUAGUUCUGUUUUUGCUUGAAUAUUUGGGGAAAUCGUUGUUUGUGAGAUCGAGUUUGAGUGCAGAUCCUAAAACAUUGAUUGAAACCGGUUGUAAUGAAAACAAGGAUGUCAAAAGGUUAAAAAAAGAGAAUGUGUUUAAUGAAGUGUUGGAGAUUAAAGAAGUUAACGAUGAGUUAAAACAGACGAUUAGGUCAGAGAAAGAGUCGGAUGAAGUAGUUGUGAUGGAAAUUAGGCAAAAGAGUUCUCGAAAAGCUAUAAUGAAGUCGAAAAUGAAGAAACUUGUACCCAAGAAACUACUUAAGUCAAUGGGUUCAAAAGACGAUUUAGCUUCUGAAUUAAAAGAAGAAGAGUCGGUUAAACGUGUGCAGGAUGUUAAUAAACCGUUAGUUUUGUCUCAUGAAUGCUCGUAUUCAAGUAACGAAGAUUUGUGUAACUUGAACCAAGAACAGGACAAAAUCGUAGAAAUAGAAAGUUGUCGGUCUUCAUCAUCAACUUUGUCGAGUGAAUUUGAUUGCAAUGUUGAGGAAUUAGGGAGGGAACUAAAGCGGAAUUCAGGGUAUUUGGUUUUAUGCUUGAUUGUGCUGGCUGGACUAAUCGGAGGACGGGUUAUGGCAGUUGCAUUUUCACUAUCUUGGUGUUUUAUUCUGAAGAUAUCACAAUGGAUAAGUUGUAAAGCUUCUCAGUUCCUAAUUUAAGUUUGUUUGUUGGUUUACAAUCUCUUUGUUGUUUUUUGUAUCUAAAUCCUUAUGUUCAUUACUUGUGCACAACUUGAUUUAAGCAAUAGAAGUAUAGCUAUACUAUAAUUUUA